AUGAGCCGAAGAGGCCGUGGCAGCAAAAGUGCGAAUUCUCUGGCUUACGGGCGAGGGGGCAGCGUGAUGGGCGUCAGUCGUUCAGUCUAUUGCGAAGAGUUGACGGUUUUCCCGGAGAUGCCGCCGUUUUUUCCCGACCCUGUCGUCCUGGACGCGGAGGAUUCCUACUUGAAACAAUUUCGUGACGAACUCCUGCGGCAGGAAUACGAGGCAAGUGUGAGGGCCGUCUUUCACAGGAUUCAAGGAAAGCAAGUGCACUCGGAAGAAAGGCAAAUACAACGGCGAAAUAAAUGCCUUGAUCGGAGCGGCACUUUAUUACAUGACUCUGGCGGUGCUCAUAAGUCCAUCAAUGACGAUGAGGGGGAUGCUGGGAAAUUGGAUCCCGCAUCGUGUUGGGUUUUGCCAUCCGUCGUGUCACCACACUUCACAGGCAGGAACACAACCGUGGAGGUCCUUUCAGCGACGUCAAUAGAAGGAGCAACGUCAAUUAAACAAAGUAAAAAGGGGGGCGUCCCCAACAAGGAGUCUGUAGAGCCAUUGCUUUUGGUCCCGGAUACGGGUGUGUCAAUGCCCACUACGUUUGCCUUUGCGUCUCCAGAGAGGCGCGAGGCGAAUCAAAAACGUUUUUCUUUGCUAGAACAGUCAGUGUACAUGACAGAACCUUUUCCGGCUGCAUUACUUGCAGUGGCAGAUGAGGUGGGUAGUAAAAAUCUGUCCAGUGAGACGCGCGAUUCUCUGAUCGCGAUAGCCGAUGCACAUAAGCAAAUGGGUAUUAUCAGCCAUUUCACAACGCAAACACCAACACUUGGGGAGCUUUCCAGGUUGCGGACACCAUCACCUGGAAAUGGUACCACACCUGCCCUUACACCAUCCCCUCGUUUUGUCCCUGCAUUUUCAUUGGCAGAUGUAAUUGCUUGGGGGGCAGAGCAGCGUUUAGCGACUGAAAUGUUUUGCGAGUCCAUUUGUGAAGAUAUUGUGAAUUUGGCGGCAGAAAUAUACGUGAAACGCACAUUUGAUUCUAUGGCAACCGCCUACACAGCCUUUUCCGUGUGGGACGAGGUGCAUGACUCUGUUGUUCGCUCUUUUAUUCCACAGAACCCUUAUGAACUUCUUCCGCGCGAGACCAGGCGCACCGCCGCCCCUCCCAUUCGACAAAAAACAAAAAAAAUGAUUUCCGGGGCUAUUGUGGAAUUUCUGUCAGUGGAUACCGGAGGCACGAGAGGUACAAAAGGGAUGGCGAAGUCAAAAAAUGGAGAAUUACUUUACUUGGGUUUGCUUCCAGAGUGGUCUUUGGCUCCAUCGCUUCUUGAUGCCGAGAGCAUUAUUCUUUUUCACCGCCGGGAAACGGCGGCUUCAAGGUUGUUUACUGGCGAUGAUGUCACCGAACCAAAUGGGGUGAUGGAGCAGCAGCAAAGUUUGACCUUUUCACGCCUUCUCGAUGCAUAUUUGAAAGGAAAUGAGAAGAAACCGGUGACGAGUGGAGUUGUUAAAGGGUCGUUUAAACCAGUUAAAGCAUCAUCGGUGAUUGAAAAAGAACAUGGAGCCAUCUAUGAGGGUGACGACGGUCCCGGUGCCCCGCCUGAACCCAUUCCUUUGGAUGAAUACGCCCGGUAUGUCCUUCCAAAGGUUGCGGAGAUUGAGCAGCAGGAGAGCGCGGGGGCUAACGGAAAGGAAGAGGAUUUAAAAGGAAAAAAUGAGACGUUGGCGCGAAGACAGUCAAAACGGUAUGGAACGGGUAACAAGAGUAGAACUUCUGUAUACUCAGCAAGUCCUCGAACGCGCAAGGAAGGGGGCGAAGGUGAACCAAAGGUUGUGGCGCAUGGUAGCAACUCUCUUAUGGAUGAUGGCAAUGAAGCGGAGCGUAACAAUUUACAAGGCAAGAGAAAAGGACGUCGCCAAAAAAAUAGGACUGCUGGUGACUACCAAGAUACAAUGAUGGCCAGCCGUUCCACAAAAACAAAGGCAUCUACUCAAGUGGUGGAAGACGAUUUGACGAAGGCGUUGCGACAAUUGCCAAACGGUUAUUUUGCCGCUAAUACGGCGGGGAACAACGGUGGCACGAAUGCGCGAAACACCGUACCAGAAUCCUUUGUAUUCAUUGAAGGUGAUCGUGUUCUGACCUUCUCUACAAAUACUAAGAGGAAAAGGCCACAGAAAAAUGCCUCUAAUAAUACGAAAGAUCCAAGACUGUCGAGGACAAAUAGCCGCAAUAAAGAGUUCAAUUCAUCUCCAUUGCGUGAGGACAUAUGGGACGAUGACGGCACCGGAAAAUUGUCCGUAAAUAUCGGGAAGAGUGGCUGCCUAUCAUUGAAUUUUGUACCCAACAAAGUCCCUGAUGAAGAUGUUGAGGCGAGCGGUGACGCAGGAUUGUUGCUAAAAUCCCCAACAAAGGGGUCUCAGUCUCCAAACCGUGGGAACCGUUAUUUGAUUCUUUCGCGCAAGCAACAAAAAGCAUUGGAGGAAAGGCGGCGGCGUCAGAAGGAGGCGGCUGAAAAAGCUGCAUACGAAGGUAUGUUCUUUACGGCGCCUCCACCUUGUGCCCAGAAGGAUGCGGAUGACACAGUGAGAGCUGACGCUAAUGAUACGAAAGCUUCUAGUCCAGAACAGAGGCAGCCGCUGAAGAUUGCUCCUGAGCCUGGCGUCGUCGUGGAAUCGUGGCCUGAAUCACAGACGGAGAAGGAGACGAAGAAGAACACCGCAAAAAAAGAUGCAUCACGUGGACGUGGCAUAAAACCGUCACAGAGUCAAAACACGAUGGGAGAUAUGGGCGUCGUGUUGGCUGACGGUGGCGAGUGGAUUGUACCGGAAGGGAAGUAUCGCUGGUCCGGUUUUGACCCGGCGGCAGAGGAAACUCAUGUGGCAGUGGAGGGGGCGGCAGCGCGGUCGAAACCAGUACCUUUUUCUAAAGCCGCUUCCUCCCAGGCGUUAAAUACAAAGCAGCAACAUCAGGAAGGACGAGGGCAGCGCCAAGGGGGAAAGGAAAGGGGUGAUAAGACUGAAGGUAAGGAAUCAAUGCCUACGGCAAAACCGCCUGCGGAUAAUUCAGGGGCAACUAUUUCUCGUCCUGUGCGACGAGCUCCAGCUGUGGUUUCUUCUUCGCAGCAUCCUGAAAAGGUGGAGGGGAAGAAACAACAGACGGAGGCUGCGACAACGGAGUGCAUUGAAAAUUCCGCAGUUAAGCCCGCCGCUCCCAUGCAAACACUUGGAGCGAAAAAUAGACCUCGAGGCCUUAAAUUGCCACGACUUCCUCAGCAAUUCCCGCGCGGUGACUCGGCGGCACAUGAUGCCGCCAGCUCCUUGAAAAUACCAUCGUCGUUAGAGUUGGACAAAAUACGCCAAUUAGCCUCUGUUCUCAAGCGAGAGACACGAUGA
Trypanosoma cruzi is the source of this 3372-nucleotide messenger RNA. RefSeq lists its product as uncharacterized. The coding region runs from base 1 to 3372 and encodes 1123 amino acids. The record is from RefSeq and is a predicted model, not a curated record. Lineage: Eukaryota; Euglenozoa; Kinetoplastea; Trypanosomatida; Trypanosomatidae. The transcript has a single exon.